GACAUGCGCAGAUAGGUGUUACUUGUUUGAAGGAAUUUGGAAAGUUGAAGGCAGAGUUUACGCUUAACUUGGACAUUAAAGGAAACCUCUGAUUAACUCUACAGCAUUAGAGAAAAAGAAGACUCCGAAACAGAAUGAGCAAACAACCACAGAGUCUAGAGCUUGGUGCCAAAAUCAAACCAGCCGAUUUCAACAGUAGCAAGAUGGCCGACAUGUCGGUGGAAGAAAUGACAAUGAGAGCAAACCAAGUGACUGAUGAGUCUCUUGAGAGCACUAGACGGAUGCUACAAAUGGCAGAGGAGAGCAGGGAGACAGGAGUAAAUACCAUGGUCAUGUUGGAUCAGCAGGGAGAACAACUGCAGCGUGUGGAGCAGGGCAUGGACCAGAUCAAUCAGGACAUGAGACAGGCUGAGAAGAACCUGACUGACCUGUCAAAGUGCUGUGGACUGUGUGUCUGUCCCUGUGAUAGAGUGAGGUCUAUUGAGAAUGACGGACGGUACAAACGCACUUGGGGCACUGGAAGUGCAAACUCCGGGACAGAGGUAGCUGAAGGUGUGGUUUCCAGCCAACCAACCAGCCAACACAAUGGCCAGGCAACAGCUUCUGGUCCCUAUGUAAAGAGAAUAACAAAUGAUGCACGUGAAGAUGAGAUGGAGGAGAACCUGGAACAGGUGGGCAGUAUCAUCGGGAAUUUGAAAACCAUGGCUCUGGACAUGGGCAAUGAGAUCGACAAACAGAACAAGACCAUCGAUCGCAUUAAUGAUAAGGCUGACAUGAAUAAAGCUCGUAUUGAUGAAGCCAACCAGAGAGCUAACAAGCUCCUGUAGAGAAGUGAUUUCAACAGAUGUGAACAAGCAUUUUCUCUCUCUCUCUCUCUCUCUCUCUCACACACACACAUACACACACAUUAUAUAUAUAUGCGUGCAUAUGAGCACCUGUUCAUUUGAAGGGUGAAGAAUUUCAGUUUUCUAAACUUUCCUGUGCCUUUGUGUCAUUGUUUAGAGGCUAUUUUGUAAAUAGAAAUGUACACACACUGCCUCAAUCAGGUCAUCACUAGAUGCUGGGCACGCUGCACAUAGUUAUGCAAUAUGUUCUGGUGAUGGCUGUCCUGACUUUCUGUAAUAUUCUCUGAGGGUUGCUGUUUUAUAAUGCCCUCUCCUUGCCUGGGUCAGCAUGGCUGAUUUAUUUUUGCCCAUAAAGGGACCAGAGACCUGUGUUUUUUUAAUGUUCCCACACGUCUGGGUGUGUUUUUCUCCUUGUAGGCUGUAAUCUGAAUUCAUAUUAACCCCCUCUCUUAUUAAGAUUAUGAUAUAAUUGUUUACUUGUAUCCACCUGUCUGUGCUUGAUUGUAUCCAUAUUUAAUUAUAAAAUGGCAAUGAACUUGUGAAUGAAUUAAAUGUUGAAUGCAGUUCUG
Molecule: messenger RNA, 1414 nt
Organism: Neoarius graeffei (lesser salmon catfish)
Lineage: Eukaryota; Metazoa; Chordata; Actinopteri; Siluriformes; Ariidae
Product: synaptosomal-associated protein 23-like
Exons: 9
Coding region: 135-827 (230 amino acids)
Biological process (GO): synaptic vesicle fusion to presynaptic active zone membrane; synaptic vesicle priming; exocytosis
Cellular component (GO): SNARE complex; plasma membrane
Molecular function (GO): syntaxin binding; SNAP receptor activity
Source: RefSeq, a predicted model, not a curated record